AUGGCUGCUCAAGGCCUGGAUCAGACGAUCCUGCGGGAUCCAGCUCUUUUUUACUGGAUCCUGGCACCUAUCUCAGUGGUCAUGAUACUCACUGGUAUCCUCCGCCAUUAUGCCACGAUCUUAAUGACCAGCUCGCCUAAACCAGCUACGUCCCUGGCCGAAUUCCGGGAACGGCUUGCUCUCUUUCGCGGUGUCAACCUACGUACCAAUGCAUCGGCCGUCCUUACUCCCUCGAGCCUAGCAUCUCGAAAAGCGUAUCUUAUCAACGCUUAUAAGACCGGUGCCUUCUUGAAAGACCCUGAAAAUCGUGGCGCUGGUGCACCAAACCCAAUGACGGACCCCGCUGGCAUGGAUGCAAUGAUGGGAAUGAUGAAGGGGAAUAUGGCUAUGAUGAUCCCACAGACCCUUAUCAUGUCAUGGAUUAACGCCUUCUUCUCUGGAUUUGUUAUAUUAAAACUCCCAUUCCCAUUGACCAUCCGGUUCAAGUCCAUGCUCCAGUCUGGUGUCAUGACCCGUGAUCUUGAUGUCAGAUGGGUCUCCAGUUUAUCCUGGUACUUUUUGAACUUGUUUGGCCUCCAGUCCGUUUUUGGGUUUAUCUUAGGAAGUGACAAUUCCGCCGGUCAAGUGAUGCAGCAGGUGGGAGUAACGAACCCUGCCGUGAACCCCUUCCAACCUGGUCAGGAUCCAGAGAAAAUUUUCCAGGGAGAGGCUGAGAACAUCGAGGUGAUGGAGCAUUACUGUAUUUUGGACGGAAUCGAAGAGCGGAUACUACAGAAGGCGUCGUAA
Messenger RNA from Nannizzia gypsea CBS 118893, 786 nucleotides. RefSeq lists its product as hypothetical. Gene Ontology annotation, biological process: protein folding in endoplasmic reticulum. The transcript is spliced from 5 exons. Gene Ontology annotation, cellular component: membrane; EMC complex. The record is from RefSeq and is a predicted model, not a curated record. The coding region runs from base 1 to 786 and encodes 261 amino acids. Lineage: Eukaryota; Fungi; Ascomycota; Eurotiomycetes; Onygenales; Arthrodermataceae.